AUGCAAGUCUUCACGGUGUUCGUCGUGGUCGCCGUCGGCGUCGGCGUCGCGUCUGCCGACAGCUGCUACGCGUGUUCCGGCACCUGCCACAGCGACCACUGCAACUGCCAGGUCAGCCGCGUUUCCGCCCAACUUUGCGACGUUUGUUGCGAUGCUUGACCGAGCCCAUAAGUGGCGUCCAACGACCUCGUAAACGGCCUCUGUUCAUCGUAAAUGAAGCUAAAAGGCCCCGUCCGAGCGCCAGUUAACUGCUCCUCAUACGAGCAGCUCCUAGCAGCGGAAUGAAUUUUGUAGAUGGGUUCGUGCCACGCCAACCAGUGCUUCAGCGAGCGACGGCCCACCGAAGUGCCUGGCGUGAUGCGCAUCACCAAAGGUAGACAUUUGGAAAUCUAAGAAAUAAAAAUAACUCUACUUUGAAAAUGACACAGCUGAGCUUUUUUUAUAAAUAUUAAAAUUUUGGAAAAAAAUAUAUGAUUAACAUUGACAACCAGCUUUAUGUGCUGUAAGUUUGAUUUCUCUGGUCGAAAAAAACUCAUCACGAGCUUCAGAUUAUAAUAGUCCGAAAGUAUCGGUCGAAGUUUUUCAGAAAAAAAAGUGUGAAAAAUAAGCUUCGAGUAAAUAUAAUGUUUUCCGAAAUGACUUUUCAUCGACCAAAGUUUAUCGAAAGUACCCCAUCCAAUACAAUAAAAACCCUCUCAUCGAGUCUAGCAAAAAAAUUUUUUUUUUUGGUAAACAAAUGUAAACAAAAAAAAACAUCUCUUCAGUAUAAGCAUAUGGUUUUUAAUUAAAUGUCCUGUGAGUAGAAGAAAACGAUUAAUAUCUUCUCCUCGAGAAAAAAUUUGUCGCGCAAAAGUCCAAUUUGGCUCGUUCCUUUGUUUUAUGUCUCCGUUUUGAGUGUGAGAGAUGGAAAGCGUUUGUUGUUUCCGUGACGGCUGAAAAAUGGGUUCGAUCUAGCGGAGCAUCGUUUUUCAGGUUGUCUACGACAUUCCUCUCGACGUCACGCCGGCUGCGAAUACGACCACUUCAGGGACCACGUCUCCUGUAUAUGCAGCGGUAUUUUUUUCGGUUUUUGAAAUAUGCAAGUUACUUAAAUUUCACACCGCUCAAAACUUUUAAAGCGAUCUUUUUUAGAUUAAACUGAAAAAAAUUGGAACUUUAAUUUUUGAAAAAAAACUUAUAAAACUCCCAGCGACUCAGGUCGGUUCUGUAAUGAGAACAUUACGAAGCCGCACCAGCCGCGUCCGGUGACGUGCCGAUCCUGCACCGAAAAGAAUCCGGACUGCGACGACCGCUGCACCGGCCAUUGGUACUGAGAAGACGUCGUCGAGGUCUGAAGAAGUCCUUCAGGUGCCACGAAGACAGCACGACAGGCGCCUCCGGAUGCGGCUUCGGACCACCAGCUCUGCCGUUCUUUUUCAAAGGCCCCGAAGUGUUCUACUACCGGAACAAGCAGUGUGUCACUCUCUCGAGGUCCGUUUCCACUCGACUUGCUCCGGGAAAUCAACCGCUCAGAGGUGCUGGAAAGCCCCGACGUCAUUGCAUCUGCAAUACGGACAUGUGUAACACCGUCUUCAACUACAACUUCAAACCAGAACGCUUGCAGUUGUCGCUGCAGCGCGAACGAGAUCGUGAAAACAGUCUGAGGUCACGAUCGCUUGUCAUGAGGUUUUUUAAAAACAGAUUUUGCGUCCGAUUCGGCUCAUUUUAUUCUCUUCCAACUAUAAAAAAAACUCAGCACUCCUGAUUUUUCUCUUCCGCUCUACAACUGCAUCAACUGCGAGAUGAACACGCAGGACGCCGGCUCUGUGACGUCAUCUUGUAAGCAGAACCGAUGCAAAGGUGAUUCUUUCAAAAAGGGACGGAAAUGAUCCUCUUCAGGACACUACUGCACGUACGCCUCGCAGCGCCACUUCAACAAAGCCUCGACCCGCGCGAGUACCCUCGUGUCUAUGAACGAACUCCAAGGCUGUCUCAACGUUUCCGACAGCGGUCAGGUAGCUCCUCCUCGAGGUUCUUUCACUCGCCACAUUUCAGCUGCAAAUCGGCUGUUCUCGCAAAUGGAUGCCCGAUGAAUACGAAGAGGUGUUGUGCGCGUGCCGUGGCAACAUGUGCAAUCGCGACGAAAUCACGGCCGAUUCCAUUUUUGUCUUUCCACUUUUUCUCAGCUUCCUAUCUUGCCUUUUAUCCUUCCUGUGA
Caenorhabditis auriculariae is the source of this 2196-nucleotide messenger RNA. Lineage: Eukaryota; Metazoa; Nematoda; Chromadorea; Rhabditida; Rhabditidae. The record is from the annotation of a GenBank genome assembly.